AUGAUGCGUCGCAGACAUACAUUGUACCUGAACAUAGAUCUCGAAGAUGCAAAGGUGAAACAAGAGCAAGCAAAUAAAAUGUUCACCAGUCCGGGAUCGUCGCUUGACAAUGAAGAUCUGGAGAGAACAGUGUUAGCAAAUCCGGAGGCUAACAUACGGACGUUAGCAGAAGACCUGGGCGUACAUCAUACUACAGUAGUUAGACAUUUGGCGGAAAUUGGCAAGGUGAAGAAGAUGUCAAAGUGGGUGCCUCACGAGCUGACCAAAGAGUAG
This is a messenger RNA of Necator americanus (New World hookworm), 273 nucleotides long. RefSeq lists its product as uncharacterized. The record is from RefSeq and is a predicted model, not a curated record. The transcript is spliced from 3 exons. Gene Ontology annotation, molecular function: single-stranded DNA binding; single-stranded DNA endonuclease activity; histone H3K36 methyltransferase activity. NCBI's taxonomy places the organism in Eukaryota, Metazoa, Nematoda, Chromadorea, Rhabditida, Ancylostomatidae. Bases 1 to 273 code for a protein of 90 amino acids. Gene Ontology annotation, biological process: replication fork processing; double-strand break repair via nonhomologous end joining; mitotic DNA integrity checkpoint signaling. Gene Ontology annotation, cellular component: condensed chromosome; nucleus; site of double-strand break.